Messenger RNA from Mycena indigotica, 732 nucleotides. Its product is annotated as Glutathione S-transferase C-terminal-like protein. The transcript has 3 exons. Bases 1 to 732 code for a protein of 243 amino acids. Gene Ontology annotation, biological process: translational elongation. NCBI's taxonomy places the organism in Eukaryota, Fungi, Basidiomycota, Agaricomycetes, Agaricales, Mycenaceae. Gene Ontology annotation, cellular component: cytoplasm; nucleus. The record is from RefSeq and is a predicted model, not a curated record.
AUGAGCGAUAACAUUGCAGGGACAUUAUGGACGUCCCCUGGGCAAUUCACUGGUCGUGUCGUCCGUGCCCCGUAUCAUCUUUCUCUCUCAAUAACAAAACACCCUCAGAUAAAAGCUACAGCAGCGUUUGGCGGUAUCAAGUUGAAGUUUCCAUCGGACUACGUGCAUUACGAAGACAACUACAAGGAGGAGUUCAAAGUCAAAUUUCCGCACUCGAAGAUACCCGCCUGGGAGGGUAAUGACGGAUUCUUACUAUUUGAAUCAGCAGCUAUUGCCCGUUACGUGGCGGGGAUAUCACCAGAGUCAGGACUGCUGGGGAAGAAUAUUCAGGAGGCUGCCCUCGUCGAUCAAUGGGUCCAUCUCAUCGAGGAAGUAAACGACAACACAGAAAAUAUUGACCAGAUUCUCGACGGAACACUGGCGCCAUAUUCAAAAUCGAUACAUGCGUACUUCGUCUCUCAACAGUUUCGUGGCUUGACAACGCUCAAUGCCCACCUUGCCACACGCACAUUCCUCGUGGGGGAGCGAAUCACACUCGCGGAUAUCUACGUAGCUGCUCUGACGCUUCGUGCCUGUGGAAUUAAUGUUGACACUGCAGCGCGCAAGAAAAUACCACAUCUCAUGCGCCAUCUCGAGACACUCAUUCACCAGCCGAUUUUCGAGGGCAUAUUCUUUCCGGUUCCGGUACUGGAGAAGGCUCCGGUGUAUGUGGCGCCGAAGAAGAACCAAUGA